UUGAAUAUUUGAGACGCAAUUAAAAUGCGCCUGUUGGCAGUCAAGUGCUUUUUUCAUCAACGCGUCGUUUUCUUUCGUCUCGAGUUUAAGCGACGUUGUGGUUUUGUGGAUCAAAACAACGCUACGAAAAAUGCCGAGUAAAACAAGGCUUGGUAGAGAACCAUAAAGAAGAGACUGGAGAAAAUGCUGGAUGAAAUGGCAUGUGGCAUUCCUGUGUUAUUUGAGGCAAGCUCGUAGACAUGGAGAAACGGGAUAUUGAGAAGUUUAAGGCUGCUCUCAAAGGCAUCGAGCUAAAUGAAGAGGGAGAGAAUGGGGUGGCUGAUAACAAUAACCAGGAGAAGAAAGACAAUUUAAUAGCUGGACCUCGAGGGCUGGAGGAAAUGGAGAUUAUAACGGAUAUUGAACAAUGUGAACCAGUUGAGUGCAGUAAUCCAGAAAACGUAAAAAGUUACGAUGCCAUUGAGGAUAUAUUUUCAUCCGAAGGAGAAGAAGAUUUACAAGAGAUGAUACGAGAAAAUGAAACUAUCAAGAACGCGCUGAUAAGGCUCAAGAAAGAGCAAGAUUUCUGGUUAACGACAGACUCUGCCAGCGAGACGUCAGACGAUGCCGACACGAUCAUCAGCUCCAGGAGUUUUAUAGAAAGCACCGCAGAGCGAAUCCAAAUAAACAAACUUCUAGCUGAGAAGGAAUACUUAGAGCUCAAACUAAGUCAAGUCACUCAUGAUAAGGAUGACACAGAAGUGAGGCUUAGGAAUCUAGAGAAGAAAUCAUACAAGAGCAAUUGGAAAAGUAAUGAAACAAGUCCACAAAACAUGUAUAAAGGCAGUGAAGCCAGAGAUGCAAAGUCACCAAAGCACAAGCCUAAGAGACGUGAAGAGAGCGUUUAUAAGGAAGCUUUGGCGGCAAUGUAUAAAGCACAUCGCAGAAGUAGCUCACCAAGGUUUGCUAAGGGUUAUGAGAGUGAUAUUGCAACACUUGCCGAGGAGAAUGCAAAGUUAGGGGAGAUUAUAGAUCAUUUGGGUCUAGAUCCGGAUAACCCGAAGGACGACUCCAUUGAUGCACUUCUUGCAUCCUUUGAAAAUCGAGUCCCUAAGGAUGAGUUUCUUAGGCUUGAGAACGAAAAGAUUCGCCUUGAGCACGUGCUCAGAGACAGAGAAAGACAGUUAAAGGAGAAAGAUAGGAUUAUUGAAGAAAAUAAGGCUGAUUAUGAAGAGGAUCUGAAGUCUCUGAAAGAGCUGCUACGAAAAGCAGAAGAAAAGUCAAAGAGUAAAAUGAAAGCAAUUAAUGAUUACGAGAUUCAGAUCUUGGACUUUAAGAGUUCUUUCUCCGAACAGAUAAGCACUCUUGAAGCAGCACUGCAACACGAGCAAGAGCAAAAGACAAGACUCGAAGAAUUGAACAUAAGCCUUAGGGGGGAUAACGAGGCGAUUCUAAGGGAAGUGGACGAGAUGAAGCGCGCACUGCUCCUGGCCCAGGAGCGUGAGAAGGAACUAGAGGCAAUAUGCAGUCAAGAGGUCUGUCGACUCGAAGAGAAACUGGCGACAGAGACUAACGAGAAGAUGAUGUUGAGCGCUAACUUCGAAGAACUGGUCAAGGAUCUCAUGAUGCUGAAGAACAAAUUGCUGGAAGAGAGUGAGAGAAACGGUAAGCUGAGAAAAGCUUUCGAGAACGAGAUUUUGAGCCUUGGAGGGGUUCCCCAUACAAGGAGGAUGAGAAGCAAUGUCACGACACCGACACGAGAUGAUCUGGGAAACUGGGACCGAGUUACGUCACCAGCACGUGAGAGUAUCGAAGCUGUGGGGAACUGGGACAGAGUUGUGUCCCCAUCACGGGACGGGAGCAAAGAUGCAGGAGAAAUGGAGAGAGGUACACCGUCACGUGAUAAAACUGGUGAAUCGGUGGGGUUUGAUGCCCAUCCAUCAUUACGGGACAACAAAGACGAAGACCCGAAGGUCGAAGAAGAGUACGAGGAGUUAAAGAUAAAGUACAGCAAACUGGUAAAGGAGCUUGAGAAUGCGAGGGGCGAAAAUGGCGUGGCGUCACCGCAUGUGAAGCAGAGUUUGUACGAGAGCGAGUCUAUGAAGGGUAAGAUUAAAGACCUUGAAGAUGAGGUGAGAUACCUCAAGGAAAGGCUUGAAGACAUGGCCAAGGAGAAGACGAGGAGACGAGAGCUCGAGAAACAGAUUGAAGAGCUUCAGGACGAAUUAGAUGACGUUUCUACGCGAAGAAACGAAUUACAGAAAAAGCAGGAAAAGAUUAUAAAAGAAAAUGACGAAUUGAACGAUAGGAUCAACGAGUUGGAGAAGGAAAACGACUAUCUUGCAAAAGAAAUCAAAGAUUUCGCUAAUAAAAUAAAAGAAAUGGAGACAUCUUAUGAAGAAAAAGAACGGGAGAGACAAACGGAGAAAGCAAUGGGGCAACUAGUUGAAGAGAUAGAUAUUCAAAAAACGAAAAACUCGGAAAUGACAGAAACUGCAAGUGGGUUGAAGGAUGGCGUCUUUAGUGCGCACGAUGCUGAUAAAAUCUUGAAAGGUGUUCACAUUGGAGAAAGCGACGGCAAAAACGCAAAGCAAAGUCCACAUGUCAGAAAUAUAAGCAAUAACGAACUACCGACCUUUAGAGGCGAUUCAGAAGAAUCGCGUAUUACAAUAAUGCAGGACUCAUUCCUGCAGACCGAGCCAGGUGUUGAAGAGUCUUUGGACAGCCAUGACAGUGACCCCACGCUAAGAGAAGCUUUAACGAUUGAUGAUACCGAUGGCAAGGCGAUACAAUUGGGAGCUCGAGAUGGCUAUAUCUCACCAAGAAGCUCAUAUAGUACUGAAGAAAACAUCCCAAUUAAGCCAGGAGAGAAUGACGGAGUAGGAAAUGAUACUAGGAAGGAAAGCAUGAUACCAAAUCUUACAAUUGAGGUACAACUUCAAGAACAAGUGACUUCCAACGUAUUCGCAGUACAACAAGGGGCAGCCGUAGAUGAUCAGGAGUUUAAGAAGAUGGCUGAGGAAUACAGGAACUUGGGAUUGCAAGUAGGCGAAAAGCAAAACAAGAUAAAUGAGCUCACAGAAAGAAUCCAAGACCUGGAGGGAGAGCUGUGUCAUGCAAAAGAAGAAGGAAGAAGCCUAUCGGAGGAACUUGAGAAAGCUGUUGAGGGAGCCAUGGAUAUUGAACAUGAUUUGAACGAUAAACUGGAACAGACGUCAAAACGGUAUGAAGCAUUGUUGGAUGAACUGACAGCGAAGCUCGAAACAGAGAAAAUGGAACUGCAGGAAAGACUUACGAAAAACAACGAAGAAAUGCAAGAACGAAUGAAAACGGAGUUUGCGGAACAUCUUGCCUCUAAGGUUGCCAGUUUGGAGCUCAAGCUUCAAGACACUGUUGCUGAGGAAGUCCAGGCUUACAGAGAGGAAAUAAAAGACUUUGAAAAUCAAUUGGAAAUAGAAAAGCAAAGAGCUGAACAAGAGCUGGGAGUGCUCAAGGAAGAACUUACAAAGGCAGAGAAAGAGCGCACUGAGACAGCAACAAGAGCAGAGAGGGAAAAGAAACUUUUAACUACAACAAUUCAAGCUUUGACCAAGGAACUAGACAAGGUUAAGCAACAGAAGAAAGAGAUGAAAAAAAGCUUCAAGAGAAGCAAAGGGGACCUGCAGAAUUCCUUCGAAAAUGAACGCAAGCAAUUUGAGGAUUCCUUGGAGAAGAGCAAAGAGGUGGGUAAAAUGCUAGCGGAGGAGGUUAUGAGGGAGAAAUUAAAAAAUGAGACAAUUAAAUAUGAGGAAAGAAUAAACGAAAUGAGUUCACAGAUGGAAGCAUACGAAAUGAAAAUAGAACAGCUGCAAAACAAGUUCAAAGCGGAGAAGGGCGAGCUUGAAGAUUUGCUACAUGAGUCGAGAGUCGAAAUGGAGACGCUAAUUGAAAAGCAAGACGAAUUCAGAGAUUCUCUUGAUCAGGAAUAUCAAAGGAAACUACACAUAGAAAAACAAAACAUUGAAAGUACUUUGGAGAGCCUGAGGCAGGAGAUAUCCCGUCUAAGAGACCACAGAAAGCAACUGCAGACACAGCUACAGAACAACACAAGAUCUGAUUCAAUUCAAGGCCUAGACAGCCUUACCAACAAGGAGGUGAUCACACGCCUCGAGUACGAGUACCAGAACCAACUCCAGAGAGACAAGAAAUACUACGAAGAUAAGAUCGCAAGCCUCGAGGCCGAGAACGAGACGCUGAUGGAAGACAUUUUUGCGCUUAAAACACGCUACAGACAGGAGAAGGCCAUGAUGAAGGCAGAGUUCGAGACUGAGAGAAAUGCGCUAGAGGAGAGACUGGACCAAGAGAGGGAAGAGCUACAGGAAAUGAUGGGGCUUAGAAUGCAAAGUUUUAGGGACUCGAGGAGCACGGUGGAAGUUAACAGAAGCAGCAUGACGGCACAAAGAAAUCGCGUCCUUCAGAACGAGGUGCAAAUGCUUCAACAGAAAGUCACCAGGCUGGAGCAACUCUCACCAGAGCUCAUAAACAAGGCGCGACAAAAUCAACCAAUCAGCAUGCAACAUCUAAACAAUCAACCAAUCAGCGUAAAGAAUUUGCCAGACCAACCAAUAGGCACGCACAACCAAUCAUUCGUAGUGCAUCAUCUUAGUGUGAGCCGCUCAAAUACUUCACAGCAACGCCAAAUGUCUAGUAGUGAAACAACAAGCGGUUCCAUUAAAGAGAAGGACAACGUAUUUGGAACAGAAGAGGAUGCAAUAAAUAUGAGCUUUCCGGAAAAAGACACUCUUGUUGGAGCUUAUUCUGUAGAAUCCAUCUCUGAAAGAAGGCUGUUAGACCAAGAGGAUCGAGUGUCAUCAGGAGAACCGUCAUCAGAAGAAGAACAUAAUUCCAAUAAUGAAACAAAGGUUGUCCCUGAGGAAACCUUAGAGUCAGACUUAGAGUCAAGCUUUGAAACAUACAACAAGAUCCACAAGCCAUGUCCGAUAGUUAACAUGUCGAGCGGUGAGGCGGCCUCGGAUGUGAUCGUGGACUCGUCGGAUGACGACUCGGAUCAACUAGAAGACAGGGAAAGUCACCGGCAAGAAAUACAAGACAUUGUCAGAGGGUUUCUCCUGGAGAAAGACUUGCUAUCACAGGGCCACGAGGAAGAGCUGACUCGCAUUAAAGAAGACUUCCAGAGAGAAAAAAUACAUUUGCUUCGUCAACUAGAAAUGGAGCGAGGGAGCGCGGGAAAUUCGAGGAUUGCCUCCACGGGAAGCGAAACUGGCUAUGGGUCACGUGGCUCCAUGGCGUAUCUCCAUUCAGGGUUAGAAAACUCUGCUGGCGUUAAUGCAGUAACGUCAAGCCGCCAGACGAACUCCAUUGACAUUGAUAAUCAUCUUGUCCGGGAAAUCGCAGAGGUGUACAUGAGAAUGAGCAAUUGUCCGCUUGAAAGCGCCGUACGGCCUGACUUAGACUUAGAGGACAAAUACGAGAAAGAGCGCGAAGUCUUAGAGAGAAAGUUUCUAUCCGAGAAACGCGAAAUGAAACGAAAGUUGGAGGAAAAUUAUACUCACAAACUGGAACAAGAAAGAAGUGGAUAUGAAAGCAGUCUACAGGAGUUGAAAAGCACGAUUUCUGAGUUACAAUGGCAGAAACGGGAAUUGGAAAGUAAAAUAAGAACAGAAAAAGAAAAAUGUGAAAUCAGCUUUGAAAGAGAGAAAAAUGAACUGGAAAAACGGCAGAUGAAUUCGUUUCACGAAUAUAAGAAACAAUUAGACGAGAAGUAUAGUGCUCAACUGGAAAGACAGAAGGUCAAGUACGAGGAGAAUAUUACCGACCUACAGGGAGAUAUAAUGAAUCUGACAUUACAGUUAAGAGAACUCAAUGAAAGCUUGAGCCAAGAAAAAGAUAUCAUAAUCGAAAGAUUUGAGAAAGAGAUUCGAGAAAUGGAGCAUACCUUUGCCGAGCAAAGAAAUUCAAUGAAAUUCAGUUUGGAAUCAGAGUUUAGUUUAAAACUUCAAAAUGAAACUUCAGUGUUGAAGACCAUUAAUAAAAAGCUUCAAGAUGACUUGGAGACUUUGGAAAAGGAUAAAAAGGAAGUGGAGAGGAAAUGCAAAGAGGAGAAGCGCAGGCUUGAGGAACACUACGAGGAUGAAAUAGCACAGAUGGAGCGGAAACAUUCUGAAGAAAGAAGAAACCUGAAGGCUAAACUAGAAGCGAAAUACCAUAACUUGCUGGAACACGACAAAGACGCCAUGGAGUCAACCAUGUCGGAGCUAAGAGAGGAAGUGAUCCUACUACGUAAAGAGAACUCUCAAAUUGAGUCGACUUUAGUGGAAAAGAACGCUGAGUUGAGGCAACACUUUGAAAUAGAGAAAGAAGAGUUAAACAGGAAGCUUAUCCACGAGAAAGAGGAACUGAGGUACAGCCUGGAAGCGGAGUUUUCUCAGAAGUUCGUCAACGAAAGUGCUACUCAGAGUGGGGUUAUUCAACAGUUGGAUGGGGAUUUAAGGAUGAUGAAAACAAGGUGCGGGGAGCUGGAGAGUGCAAUGUUAGAGCUACGCAAAGAAAACGAAAAAAUUGGGCGGGAGAGAGAGAUCCUUCAACAACAGGCAAAUCAAUACGCGCAGGAUCAACUGGCACAGAGAGCUUGUAGUGAGAGCAAGCUUGAAGUUGAUCAACUCAAGGAGCUGAUAAGACAGAAGGAGAACGAGAUCAGUUUGAUCAAGUUGCAGAAGGAACAGACGGAAAUUAGUAUGUCAGCCUUGAGACGGGAAAAGAUUGACUUGGAAGACGAGCUGGCAAGGGUAAAAAGAAGUGCUGUGGACGCCUCGUCAAGAGAUCUACCAGAGGGAGGGCCAAGGACUAACGUGGCCACUCACAUGCAAGAAAACAUCAGAAGGACGGACGAGGAGUUACAGGGCGUCAAGAGGGAACGGGUAGAGCUUGAGGGGCGUCUAUCGUCACUACAGCGAAAGAAUGAGGAACUUGAGGACGAGCUGGCGACGCUGCGAAGAAAGAAGCUCGAAGUCGAAGAUGAGAUAUCCGCCAUUAAGAGAGACAAAGCAGACUCGGAUGACCAAGUGAGUUAUUUGAAGAAGGAGAAGGCAGAGGUGGAGCAUGGCUUAGUCGCCGCCAAGCGGAAGCUGUCAGAGCUUGAGGAUGCGAUUUCCGCGAACAAGAGAGAAAAGAUGGAAAAAGACCAUGAAAUAUCAUUACUGAAGCGGACAACUGACACUCUACAAGAUGAGAUCGCUCAAGCGCGGCGGCACACAACGGCGUCUGGUCCGCACAUGGAUGGACAAGGUCAAACGGGCACACGCAAUUCUCACGAGCACGUACCUGAAUCACGUAACUACACGGACCAGCAGGACGGAGGACGGGCUAGGGCACCUGGAUCACGUGAUACGAGUCAUCGUAACGGACACCUUCACUCUACACGCAACAGCGUGGAUCAGUUCGACGGUCAAGUACCUACAAGGAGUAACCCUAUUCACGUUAACGAACGCGUUUACGAAUCACGCAACGCGAUCACGCAACAAGAAGCACCAGGAUUAGAGAUUGAUUUCGUGGAUGAAAGUGUUCGUCGACUUGAGCAGCAAAAACAGACACUUGACUAUGAAGUGCGGGAACUUAAACAAAAGAAACAAAAUUUAGAACUUGAACUGAAAAAUGCCGAAAAAAAAGGUUCAAGGCAGUUGGAAAAUAUGUUGAAAGACCACGAGGAAGAAGUCAGGAGAAUGAAGGAGGAGAGGAAAGACCUCUGUGAAGAGAUAAAGGCCCUCAGAGAAGAGGUUAAUGAAUUCAAGGCUCGUGUAUCACAUCUUAAAUCAGAGGAACGAAGCCUCGAUAGACGCACGAAAGAGUUAACAAAUAAUGUAAACGAACUUGAGUUCACUUUGAGAGAGCUUGAAUUAGAAAAACAGAGAGAAGAAAAAGUGAUUCAGAAUCUUCAUCGACAGCAAAAUGAUGCUCAAGCAAACCUGUCUCAAAGCGAUGUCCGCAACAACGAAAGACACACUAACAGAAUCUCCCAUGUCAAUAUAGAAACUGUGAGAAACCGGAACGACCAAGACCACGAACUGGCGAGUUUAAGAAAUGAGCGGGACGAUUUGAAGCGGAAAGUAAGAACUUUAAAAAAGCAAAUGGAAAAAGGUUUUGAACACACGGAAUUGAACAAUGCAUGUUAUACGAGUGAUAUGCAACAGGUUGAAAACAGAGAAGUUGUCGUUUUGAAGAAAGAAAGGCUGCAAAUGGAAAGAACGGUGGCUACGUUGAGGCGUCAGAAGACGGAGUUUGAAGCGGAAAUCUCGGUCAUACGGGAAGUGAAGAUAAGGGAGGAAAACAGCGUGAAUGUCUUACGUAAGGAAAGGGUAGACUUAGAGGUUCAAGUCACUAACCUUCGAAGCCAAAAGAUAAGACUUGAAGCUGAGAUAUCUGUGAUGAAAGAGGAGCGAAGAAGAGACGACAAUGAAGUGGAUCACCUCAGAAAAGAGAAAAGCGAUUUGGAAAAGGCAAUGCACAGUUUGCGAAGCGAGAAGACUAAAGUUGAGACAGAUAUCACGAUGGCGGAAGAUACUUGGAGAAAAAGAAAUGAUACUUCAGAACUGAGGUUUGAGGCAGAUGACCUUGAAAAGGAGCUGAGGGAUUUGAGAAGUGAACGGGUGGAGAUUCAGGCGGAUGUGACACGGUUGAAUUCAAUGCGAAACAGAGAAGACCACGAAUUAGUCUUACUGAGGAAGCAUAAGACCGAGUUAGAGAAAGAGAUUGAAGACCUUCAAAAGGCGAUUAGGAAUGCACCUAAAGAGGAAGUGUGCGAGCGAUGUCAGGGCACCGCUGAUGGAAGUCAUUCAGACAAGUUCAUGAAUGAUUCUUUUGAGAUGAGUAGACCUUACAGCCCUCAUUCGGAUUCCCAAUGGAUAGUGACCUCUUCUAACCACAGGGUUGGCAAUCACGUGACCCAGAGGACUGGUAGCCCAUCUCACAUGACACAAAGGGCAGAUAGCCCAUCUCACGUGACCCAAAGCGCUGGUAGUCCAUCUCACGGGACCCAAACGGUUGGUAACCCAUCUCAUGUGACCCAAAGCGCUGGUAGUCCAUCUCACGUGACCCAAAGGGGUGGUAGUCUCAACACACCUUCUGUGUUAUACAGUGACGUCAUCAUCCGAGGAGGGUCCCCGAGGUGCAGUGCUGUACCAAGGGAUCGUUUACCUCCCUCUCAUUCUCCACGGGUUCGCACGAGUAUCGAGAUAACACAUCACAAUCACCACAAUCAAGCUGAGAACGCCAUGUACCCUGAUAAGAGAUAUGCGAGAACUGAAGCCGGAGCUUCGUAUGCAUCUAACGAAGUGCAGCAGUCAGUUAGCUAUCACCCUGAGCAAGCAGAUGGAUGUUUAGAUGAGGGGGGUCGACCUUAUGCGGAGAAGAGACACGAAGGCAAUCAGGACAGACACGCAGGGAACGUGGGCAUUUACAACGACAGCGUUGAUGCCUCGCGGGUGAGAGACUAUAGUAGUUCAUCCAUGCGCGUGACAAGUGAUGACGACGUCCAUAGCUUUCCAAUGCAAGAAGAUAGAGUGACAAGUUCGAGAGAUCUUCCCUUACCAAGUAAUAACAACAGUUCGAAGGUUGACACAGGUGGGGUCUCAAGGAAAGAAAACAAUGAGGUUGCAAGUCUACGAAGAGAAAGACAAGAACUGGAGCUUCAGAUAUCAGAGUUAAGGGUGCAGCUUACGAGACUUCAGGAAAAUGUGAUGGAGAUGGUGCACAAGAAGGUGGUCAUGGAAACCGUGACGCACAAGGCAGUUGAAGGUGGUUUAACGAGCAGUGAUGAUAGAUUUCGUGAGGAGUUCAGAAGCGAGGUCGCACAGGUUAACCUUGCAGAUAAGCGAGACGGCGUGAUUGAGGAGUAUGAGGCUCGGCUAAGAGAGCUCAGGGAGGCCAAUAUGAAUCUGAAGCAAAGAGUAGGACUACUAGAGUGGCAGCUGGAGAACGCAACACAAAGGCUGGAGAUACAAGAGAUGAGCUUCAGGCGGCAGCAGAAGGCAGGCACUGAGAAUAACAUAGAGGGUGGAGGCAUCUCAUCACAGGAUGAAAGUCAACUUCAUGCAUUCUACAGAGGCUUGCAUAAUCUUCUAGUAAAGGACAUAAGCGGAGAUGAGCUGAGAAAACAGAUCAAGAUACAGAUGAAUGACGUUGAUCAGAACAAGAUCAACAUCGACUACACGAACGUGAACACGAGCGAGCUCCGUCAUUUCCUGACCACAUACGAUAAGGCACAACACGGCACUGAUGUCAAAUCCUUCAACGGAAAGGAAGCAGGGGAAAGCGAUUGCCAGCUACGAAAACAGCUAGAAAUAGCAGAAGCGCAACUAAAAAAGUGCGAGAAGAUCAUCCAUCGACUCUACGCGGAGAACAGCGACUUGAAUAAAACAGUACUGAAGUUAGAAGGAAAGCUGAAAAGUUCCAGUAGAUCACAAGAGAAGCUACUGCGCAAGCGCGUGCUGCUACAGAAACUGGUAGAAAGGCUGAGUAAUCACGUGGGCAAGGAUCAGUUAGAACAAUCAUACCUCGUGCUAGAACUCGAUAAAGACAUAGCGAUAUGAAAAGUCUUUGAUGAGCAAGAAGAAGUACACUUUUGUUGGCUAUAUAAUUCUCUGUGCAUAUGUCCGGUUGUUAUUGGAUAGGAUGCGAUCCAUUAGUGUGAAACCCCCCUAAAGGAUAGAAGAAUCGGAAAGAAUUGUUGAAAACCCCUUUAAGGGAUAGCAGUUGGUAUAAUUUUAUACCCAAAAAGAUAGGACGAUCACCACCGUCUUUUUUUAUGGGGAGUCCCCCGCGGGUAUAUGAUUAUACAAUGUCGUCUUGUUCUGCGAGGCUAUAUUUAGGUUUUAUUUAAGGCUGGUUCUCACAAGGGCACAAGAGUGAGCACAAACGCAAAGCAGGCUAAAAAUGAUCAAGCAGUUGCGUUCACCUGAGCUUCCCUUCCCGUGAGAAUCGGAAAAAGACGUGCGUUGCGCUAUGCUCCUGCGUUCCAGUGAGAACCAACCUUUAACACUCAGUAUGUUUCUACGAUAUGAAAUCUUUUAGUUAGGCACCUAGAGGGUGUAAAUAUUUUCAAUGCGAAGAAAAGUUUUGUUUUAUAAAUUGUUUUAUAAAGUGAAUUUGAUGUAAAGCAAAAUAAUUACAAAAUAAAAAUGCCUCAGUGACAAUCACUAAGAUCACUGAGGUACAGGUCGAUACA
Molecule: messenger RNA, 11197 nt
Organism: Nematostella vectensis (starlet sea anemone)
Lineage: Eukaryota; Metazoa; Cnidaria; Anthozoa; Actiniaria; Edwardsiidae
Product: centrosomal protein of 290 kDa
Exons: 11
Coding region: 240-10562 (3440 amino acids)
Source: RefSeq, a predicted model, not a curated record